UCCCAUACUAAUUAUGCUUCAAAAUUUGUUCAAGUAGCAACAUUUCUUAGCAAAACUACAAAAAUUAGCCAACAAAAAUAUUAUCAAAAUCCAUAGUCAAAUUCCAGACUUCAGAAUGGUGAGGCGCAAGGCUGUUGGCGUAGGGAGGCAGCUUUCUCUGACCACUUACCAGCACCUGCCGUCACAGGGGGGUUGCUUUCGUGCCCCCUCGCAGCAGUCUCUUCUGGUCCCAUCGAUGGCAGAGUACUGGCAGAACAUGUGCAACAAGCUGUCAGGCUCCCUGCCCCGCAUGGCCAUGCUGGUGCCACCGGAACCGAGCAGUCGCCGUCUGACCCGGCUGCGUCGCCAAAUGAUGUGGUCUCCAAGGGAGAUUGUGUACGUGCCACACUCCAAAGGCAUGGGCAUGGUUCAGGACAACUAUGUGAGGCAGCAGCAACAGCAAGCACAGAUUCAGCAACUGUACUGCCAGCAGCCUUAUCCGCCUACGUGGGGCAGAUCCCAGUGGCAGGGACCCCCUCCUGCUUGGGGACACUACCACAGCAGUAGAACCAUGGCCCAGCAGCGUCAAAAGUCAGUCAACUCUCCGAACUUCAGCGCGUGUCCUGUCAGCCAGGCAGAGGCCCCUGUGUGCGAUUUCGAGUCGGAGGCAUCUCGUUUCGCAGCGACCGCCUCUCGAAUAGAAAUGCAGCAAAAGGAGCUGCACGAGAAGCAGUUGCAGCUGCAGAAGCUGCAGGAGAGCCACUUCUCGCCCCAGCCGUCACAGGUGAUUGUCCCCGUGGGUAUACUAAAAAAGCCGGCGCGUCCGGAAGGGGGCCAGAGUUCAGAUACAGAGCUCCAUGUCAAGAACGCAAAGCGGGUGAAGGUGGAAGGAAUGGAUGGCAAGCUUUACGAGAGGGUGAUGGCUCCUAGCAAUCCCAAACCGUUGGAUACGCCGCGUCGGAGGUGGACUAGUAGCCAAGAACCACAGAGGGAUCCCCAUCAGGAGCAUUAUUCCAAAGAAUAUAAGCGGAAGCAUCAUCUAGAAUAUCCAGCAAAGACAAUGAAGGUGUCACAGCAACAGCAGAGUUCUGGUACCUUUAAUUUCGGGAAAUUCGUCAGCAAUUUUACAGAUGGCUAUGAUCGGAACCCAGUUUCCCAAGUGACGGCACCAAUACACAAGUCCAAGAAAAGCUCCAAGAUGUGCUCCAAUGCAGAAUCUGCAAGGCGACGACCCCCAGAGUGGCCCAAGGUGGAUAGAAUCUUGCGUCGAGCAGAGCCAGAGACGUCCAAGCGGGGGAGAAAGCGGUUGCCCGACCACCAAGUCGACCAGCUGGACUCCGGCAGCAGCACCAGCACCCUCACCGCAGUGAUGAGCAGUGAAUCGCUCAGGACUCCACAUUCCUGCCUUGAGCAUGCCAAGCAAAGCAGGGAGCACUCCAAGACCCCAUUUCUGGGUGUGGAGAAUGACAGGCGAGGCAAAAUACUCCCUAAGACUCCACACCAAAGUCAGACCUCCAUAAAGACCGAACAGGAGGAAAACUCGGCAAGAGAAAGGCAAGGCGCUAGCCUGGAUGUCUAUGCAAGAACAUUCGAGCAAGCACCACUCGAAGAACAGCCUGAUUCGACGAGCAAGAAAGGCCGUAUCCGGACGGUGAACAUCAACCAACUCCUGCAAAACCAGGAGCACCAGGACGGCAAUGCCGUGUGGGAGUCACUUGUGCAGCUGGUGGAUCAAAUGUGUGAUCCCCUGGAGGAUGAGGAGGAGCAGCAGGAGAAUGAGGCAUCCGAGGAGAAUCGUCUAAAUGCUGGUUUCGGUACCGAGCGCCGUCCGAAAAAGAAAAGGAAGCAGUACUCCGUCUAUCUAAUGGUCAACUCUGACGUGGACGAAGAAGACGACAGCUUGCCGAAGCAGCAACCGGACUCCCCCGUUAUCCUGCCUGAGAGCCACAACCACAACCAGAUCUUGUAUGAGAACCACAACCACAACCCAAUUUUGAAUGAGAGGCACAUCCUGAACCAUCCUGAGAUCAGGCAAGAUCACUACGCCAAUCAAUGCUACAGAUUCUUUCAGGAGGAGCAACGUAGGCCUAGCCACCGGAAACGGAAGCGGAGAUCGAGCAGCCGCAUCAAAGAGCUGGCCUACCCAUAUCCCAUACCACCCCCGGGCCAAACAAUGCGCCGACCCCUGCACUGGCCCAAGCCGGACAUGUCCAGGCCCCAGACGCGACAACAGCGUCCUCGGUCGAUAUCAAAGCCGCCUUCGAAGAAACGGCUCCAUCGAUCCAUCAGCGCGGUCCAUGAGGCACAGCGUCUCCACCGAGUAUGGGAAAAGGUGCCGCUGGUCAACCCAAGUUGCAUGAUGUAUCCCAUGAUGAACCGUACAAGGCGACGCUACUAUUGAGAUAUGCUGCGAUCAGGACCAGCAGCUGGGUAUCCUUUCUUCAUUGUGUAUCGUUUUGUAUUAUAGAAAAAGUAUAUUUGUCCCUUUGUAAUGUCCAAGACAGACCAUAGACAAAGUCCAAGUCAUAGAUUUGUAUCUCAUCCUUGGGACAAAACUGUGCCUUAGGCUUUUUGUCUAUGACCUGAUCCUGGAGGUGAUUCCAGAAAUAGGUAGUGAAUGAAGCCAUCUUUGACCCAAAGUUUAAAGUGUACUCCAUAAAUAAAUAAACCUAAAGCAACUAUUA
This is a messenger RNA of Drosophila pseudoobscura, 2663 nucleotides long. RefSeq lists its product as uncharacterized. The record is from RefSeq and is a predicted model, not a curated record. NCBI's taxonomy places the organism in Eukaryota, Metazoa, Arthropoda, Insecta, Diptera, Drosophilidae. The transcript has a single exon. Bases 116 to 2380 code for a protein of 754 amino acids.